This is a messenger RNA of Adelges cooleyi (spruce gall adelgid), 592 nucleotides long. RefSeq names its product 60S ribosomal protein L32 (gene RpL32). NCBI's taxonomy places the organism in Eukaryota, Metazoa, Arthropoda, Insecta, Hemiptera, Adelgidae. Gene Ontology annotation, cellular component: cytosolic large ribosomal subunit; ribosome. The coding region runs from base 148 to 549 and encodes 133 amino acids. Gene Ontology annotation, molecular function: structural constituent of ribosome. The record is from RefSeq and is a predicted model, not a curated record. Gene Ontology annotation, biological process: translation. The transcript has 4 exons.
AGGUAGGUAUAACCUAAAAAUUGUUUUAGUCCAUUUUCGUUUUGUUUACUUUAUAGUUCAUACGGAAUUCUGGUUACUUCUUGCCUCUUGGUACGAACUACGAUACUCAUAUUCUAUUAUUGAAAUUAUUCAAUUCAAGUAGGAACCAUGUCGAUCAAGCCCAAGUAUCGUCCACAAAUCAUCAAAAAAAGAACUAAGAAGUUCAUCAGACAUCAAAGCGAUCGUUAUGAUAAACUUAAGCCCAACUGGCGUAAACCCAAGGGUAUUGACAACAGAGUUCGUAGACGUUUCAAGGGACAAUAUUUGAUGCCAAAUGUUGGUUAUGGUAGUAACAAAAAGACUAGACACAUGCUACCGUCCAAGUUUCGUAAAGUGCUUGUUCAUAAUGUUAGGGAACUGGAAAUGUUAAUGAUGCAAAAUAGAAAAUAUUGUGCAGAAAUUGCCCACGGUGUGUCAUCCAAAAGCCGGAAAGUUAUUGUCUCCAGAGCACAAGAGCUAUCAAUUAGAUUGACCAAUGGAAAUGCUCGUAUCCGAACACAGGAAGGUUAAGUUAUGUAAAAAAAAUAUUAUUAAUAAAAAAAAACAAAACAUA